UCAGCUUAAAAUUCUGCGUAAUUCAUGAAAGACUUUUUUUUCCAGUGCAACCUUUUUGAACUCUCUCAUCACCGCUUUCAAGCCAGAGUUUCUUGCAAAUAAUGCUUCCGAAGUUGUUGACCUGAUGCAUCAGCAGGACGAGUCGAAUGAAUUUUCGCUUCAUUUGCUGUACCGAUCCCUGGGUCUGUGUCUGGUGGUUGCUGAUCCGGAGCCGGAAACUAGACUGCAGCUGGUGAAUAAGGUUUGGAAAGGAGUUGGGAAAUUGUCUUCUGCGGAAGCGUACGUCUCUUGUGCCGAAGUUUGGAUUCAGUUUGUCCUCAAGCACUUCUCGACAAAGGAGGUAAACGCCUUUAUUGGCAACGUCGUCAAACAUGUGGCAUUGGAGAAAGACCGUGAAUCGAUAUAUCCUAGUUUGCAUUCCAUUUUGGAUAAAAUUUUACUCAGCAUCGUGGAUUUCGCCGCUUUGUUUGCUAUGGAUAAAUUCUUACCUUUGUUGGACCUGUUUGAAAAAGAAUCGGAUAAGGUGGAAGCGUGCAAAAUGAUAAUUGAUGCCUAUUUAAAAAGAGUAGAUGCUGAUUCAGAGCCAUUGAUGGAUCCAUUCAUCAUCGGUGCACUGAUGAACAUUUGCAGGACGAUGCACAAUUCGCUGAAUGCGUUGAGUGUUGUGGAUGAAAGGAGGAGAAUCGGCAACUUGAUCAACGGGUUUUUGCUGUCAGUUUCGUACGAGAAAGAUUUUGAAGCGCAGCUGAAUUUCUAUGCAGAUGCCCGGGCCGCAUUCUCCAUCUUGGAUUCCGUCAUGUCGUGUUUGGUGCAGAGGGUAAAUACCUUAGCGAUGGCGACGCUGGAAAUCAUGGAAGGUGUGCAUUCCAAGAAAACUGGGUCAUUCCUCAGAGCUUGUGUAGCCUUCUGCUUCAUAACAAUUCCGUCUAUUGAAUCAACGUUGACGAGGUUGGAUUUGUAUUCACUCACCGGACAAGUUGCUCUGGCCAAUCAGUGCUGGGGGCAAGCGGAAGCCUGUUUUCAAGCAAUUGUUGAUGACUUGAAGCUGUUGCCAAAAUGUAUAGAGAUUGAUGGAAGAAAGGCUUCAACUGAUCCUUGGUUUGAGCAGUUCGUUAUGAACUUCGCAUCAGCGCUUCUUUUGUUGCCUGAUGCCUCGGAUGAAGAACCGAUGGUGGUACUAAAACGCUUGUUGGACAUGUUGGAUGCUCAUCAAUGGGAAAGGCAAACUGAUGGAUUAUUCCGAGUGCAAUUGGGCAUUCUUCAGCUUCUGUCUGCGGCGACACAAGAAGUUUACAUCCACCACAUUGAAGGAGUUGAUUCCAAUGACACUUUGUACGGAGGGCAGGGAACAUUUCUGCAGGAAGUUGAAGACUUGGCAUCUGGCUUAUUGGAAGACUUGUUGGGGAAACUGAAGGAGUGCGAGGAUCAGCAGGCUUAUCAACGGCAGAUGGAUAUGGGUGUAAGAAUGCUGGAUACUUUGACGCAGUUUGCCGAUCUGAGGGAACCAGCUUUAGUGAAAUUGGCUGUGAACUUGUGGAACCUGGUGCAGAGAAACGGCGGGGCUGUAGGUCAAAAGUUGCUUGUGCGAAGAUUGGAAAGUUUGAAGAGAAGGAGUGAGUCUGGCUUCACGGAUGACUCGGGAGUUGAAGGAUUAUAUAGUUUGAUCCCAAAACUUCAGUUUAAAAGUACCGUGUGAUUCCAGAUUGGCCAUACAUGCGAAUGGAAUUUAAUUUAAUUAGGCGCGGAUUCCUACAAUUACAUACGAAGUACAGGUGGUACCUCGCAAUUCGACCCUAAUCCGUUGCCAAACUAUAGGGUCGAAUUGCGUGACAGUCUAUAAAAUCUAAGGGCAAACAGCACGAAAACACUAGAAGAAGAGGCUAGAACAGGUCAAAUUUUGGGAAAGAGGUCGAAUUGCGAGGCACAAUCUGUAUUACUAACACCCGAAGUAAGGUUAAAUGUUGCUUGGAUUAAAUCCCGGGAAGUUGAUUUGAGUAAUCAGAAAAUAUUGGCCAUUAUUUUCUCAAUCUUCAUGUAUGCAAAUGUCGCUUAUAGAAUUUUAUCCCCAAGGAAGCUUUGAACAAUUUAUAUGUGAUCAAUACCAUUCAAUUGUGAAAUUUCUUUCCGGAUAUCCUGAAUAACAUACUUUCUGAAAUUUCAAACA
Messenger RNA from Notodromas monacha, 2164 nucleotides. NCBI's taxonomy places the organism in Eukaryota, Metazoa, Arthropoda, Ostracoda, Podocopida, Cyprididae. The record is from the annotation of a GenBank genome assembly.